UUAGCUGUAACCAAACUGUAUUCAAUUAAUUUUGUGAUUUAAAAUGGUCUUCGGCAGACUUUGAUCAUAACAAGUGGUUACUUUUGCAACUGGAUAUUUUCAUUAUUCGAUCAUUCUAAAUAUUUUGGAUGAACAGGAAAACCUAAAGAAGUGUCAAAGAAGGCACACAGUGCAUAAAUGCAUGCAUACAUGCUUGGACCCCAAAGGAAGGGUCCUCAAAUUAAUGGCAAUUUUGAAAAUAUAUGGUUGUCAUGUAUUUCAACUUCAAGGUGAACACAUUAACACAUUAACACAUUACAUUACUGUGUACUGGGACGACUGUAGUGCAUGAUGGCUGCAUCUGUAUGACUUACAUAUAUAGUCAUAAAAAGAGUAGCAGUAAAUAGGACAUUGUCAAAUUUCUGAAACAUUGAUUGAAAUAGCAUAUUUAUAGGCACCUGUGAUGAUUGUCUAUUGCGUUCUAUACCAUUGUUCAUCUAUGGCCUGUUUCUACCUGUUUGCUUCAACUCCAUUAACAUCUAAAAAGUGAAAAAUGAAGAGCUGAAUGAUAAUUCAGUCUAAAGUACUAAGUAUACUGUUGUGUUACCAUUGUGUUUUCAUAUUAUUGACAUUUAAUACACUAUAGCAUCCAUUUUUGGCUUGAAGUGAGACAAUAUUAUGACAAUGUGAUAUUUAUAGCUGCUUUUAGACCAUAGAGUGUGAACAUCCUUGCAAAUUCAACCACCCACACACACCUGUUAAAUACACAUCCUAUCUCAUCAGCACACACAUACAAAACCUUUGAGGUCAGGUUCCUCCCAUGACGCUCUUGCUGCAUUCAUUCCUCAGAAGCUCCACUUAUCUUCAUUUUGUAAUUACAAAAUAAAUACAUUAAAAAUUUAGAAAACAGAGCCACCCAGAAACUACAAGCAACGUCAACCUCCACAGGGCUUCUAUAAGCAGGGGUGAAAAUUAAAAGGGCAUCACUAGUAUAUAAUUUUGCUUUCAUGUAGGAGCAGUAGGGAACUUAACUCAUUGGCUGCCAGCCAUUUUCAGAGCAGUGGUUGAAUUGAUGUCUAUAGCAGUCAAUGGCAGCCAAUGAAUAAUGGCACCCUUUUUGAUUGGAAGGGCACCAAUAGGAAACAAAGUUGAAAGGACAAGUAAGGCACUCCUUUAGAAACUAUCUUUCUUCUUCUUUUUAAAAAAAAAAAUGUGUAUAUUUUGCUUAAGAGGCCAAAGAUGAAUGGCAGCCAUAGGGCACUUGCGUGGAACUGUUCAUUAAAUCAAAGUUGCAUUUGGAGCACAUGGGCAGUGUUUUUAUGGAUUUUCUGAUACAGAAGUCAGACAAAGUUUUUAAAUAUAGCUCUGCCUCUUGAUUUAGGCACAAAUGACCUUUAAGAACAAGAAAUUGUCAACAUUUGAGCUCAGCAUCAAAACACCUAGUGUGAGUAACGGUAUAAUGUGCGUGUUAUUGAGUGGUUAGUAAACACUCUGUUUCCGCUUCUGUUGACGUGCUGCACAUACUCUCUCUCUCUCUCUCUCUCUCUCUCCGCCGUCCCAUCAUGCACCGCGAGGUCUGCAGUAUAUUAUUGACAAAGAAAAGCGGUUGGAGAGGAAUAACAACAGGGUGGGAUCACACACUCAAACACACUCAGUGACACGAACCAGUGUGCUGACAACUAGCUCCCCCGUAACCAUGUAAACAGCCACGUGACCAGCUACACAGACUCAAGAUAUGUUUAAAAAAGUGUCAUGUCAUGGCCCCAAGAAGCUGAGAGCGUGAAGUGCCAUUUCCUUCAAUAUUGAGUUUACACAGCGUGAUCGUGUGGUAGUGGGGGUUCCAGCGCAGGCACACCGUGGACGGAGAAGAGCUCAGCGGGAGCCAAUGCAGCAGCAUCAUCAUCGACAGCCUGAGCUGGUGGAAGGAAGCCUUCCCGUGUUCGUGUUCCCCACUGAACUCGUCUUCUACGCAGAUGAGCAGACGUCUCACAAGCAGGUGCUCACCCUCUACAAUCCCUAUGAGUUCGCCCUCAAGUUUAAAGUGCUGUGCACAGCGCCAAACAAGUACAGUGUGGUGGAUGCCACUGGAGCCGUCAAGCCACAAUGUUGUGUUGACAUAGUAAUCAGACACAAAGAUGUGCGGGCAUGCCAUUAUGGUGUGUAUGACAAGUUCCGGCUGCAGGUGUCGGAGCAGAGUCAGCGCAAAGCUCUGGGUCGCAAAGAGGUGACGGCAACGCUCCGCCCCUCUGCCUCACAGGAGACGCCCAGCCCCCGGCCCCAAGAUGAGGAACGCAGAAUCAAAGAGCAGUUCGCAGAAAGCGAGUUUUUUGAGCAGACUGCAUAUCAGUCAGAGAGCCGUCCUGUUGCUGGGGGGCCCAGUCUGCUGACGGUGCUGCUUGGGCUGGUGUGUAUGGCCGCCCUGAUGCUCCCGACACUAGGGGAGCAAGAAUCUACUGUGCCUGUCUACCUCCACUUAAGUGUUAACAAGAAACUUGUAGCUGCUUAUGUUCUUGGUCUUCUAACAAUGGUCAUCCUGCGCACAUGAAAUGCUGUGAGCUGAGCUGAGGAGGGAAAAUGACCUCUAAGACUCGAGAGAACAUUCUCACACCAGAGGCUACACCUCAGUGUGUAGAGCUGACAGCAAGGGAGACGGUGCGUUUCUUGAAUCCGCCCCUCCCCUCUGUGGAGGAUUCAUUUAAGCAUACUUGUUUUCAAACACACACAUUUGUGUUGAUACAUAGUUACACACAACUGACCUGAUGCAAAGAGCAGAAACCUCUGGUGUGGAAGUCCAAAUGAAUGCUUGAUGUAAGAGGAGCUGUCCCUGAAUGGGGCCAUGAGGUGAAGAAACAUGAGGCUGGUCAAAGUGUUUUUGGCCUCAUUUUUUCCUGUAUUGAUAUUUCUGUUGCCAUUAUGUGACAAAGUGGUGAACUCAAGUGUGAAGAAUCUACUUGCAAAAAUGUAUAUAAAGCCAUUAAGGUUUUGUAAUGGUACUCACAUGUAACCCUCAUUAUAUUGAUGUUUUAACACAUUUUUAGCAUAGACUCUGAGGACUUCAUGCAGUUUGCAUGUAUGGAUGACCUAUUUGAUAUCUGAAUGAGUCUUUUUUUUUUUUUUAGUAGUAUGUUACUUUUACAUUUCAAAGGAAAGAUCUUCCUUUUGUUUGCCGUAUUAUAUCAGUGCUCCAUCAAAUGAUAAAUAAAGUCUAAACAAGUCUG
Messenger RNA from Solea solea (common sole), 3197 nucleotides. It is a transcript of the gene mospd1, whose product is annotated as motile sperm domain containing 1. The record is from RefSeq and is a predicted model, not a curated record. The transcript has 7 exons. NCBI's taxonomy places the organism in Eukaryota, Metazoa, Chordata, Actinopteri, Pleuronectiformes, Soleidae. Gene Ontology annotation, cellular component: cytoplasm. Bases 1865 to 2524 code for a protein of 219 amino acids.